Pediculus humanus corporis (human body louse) is the source of this 201-nucleotide messenger RNA. RefSeq names its product chaperone protein DNAj, putative. Bases 1 to 201 code for a protein of 66 amino acids. Gene Ontology annotation, cellular component: endoplasmic reticulum. Gene Ontology annotation, molecular function: protein-folding chaperone binding; misfolded protein binding. The record is from RefSeq and is a predicted model, not a curated record. Lineage: Eukaryota; Metazoa; Arthropoda; Insecta; Psocodea; Pediculidae. The transcript is spliced from 2 exons.
AUGAAAAAAACUUAUUACGAUGAUCUCAAUUUGGAAAAAAAUUGCAGUUCAAAAGCGAUUAAAGAUGCUUUUAUAAAAUUAUCUAAACAAUAUCAUCCUGAUAAAAAUAAAAAUUCGGAUGCUAAAAAAAAAUUCAUCGUUAUUAAUGAAGCUUAUUCUAUAUUGGGAAAUACGCAAAAAAGAAAAUUUAUGUAUAUGUAA